CACAACAUGGCACCUGCUGGCGGGGGUGUUGUGCCGGCAGCUCUGUCGCUGCUGUACUUAUGCGGAGCUAUUUUAUCCAGCGAGUAUUUCUCCACCUUGACUUUUUUCAACAGCGACCUUCACAAGCACGGCUGCAGCUCUCCGGCCGAGUGGGAGGAGUAUGCGGCGGACUGCGAGUCAGCUAUCCUGCAGUUGGAGGAUCCGGACUGUGAAGAGGGGAGCAACCCGCCCUGCGAGUCCAUCUUUUCACUCAAUGCAGAGAAAAUCCUUAAUCAGGCAAAGUUGUUUGUCGAACAGCGUCGGUUUCCUUUCGCUGUGGAAAACCAAAAUACCAAUGAAGAACUUGCCAUUGGCUAUGUUCUCAUUGAUCAUAUUCUCUAUAUCAUCUUUUCCAGUCAGAAAGCAGUUAUCUAG
Molecule: messenger RNA, 414 nt
Organism: Sinocyclocheilus rhinocerous
Lineage: Eukaryota; Metazoa; Chordata; Actinopteri; Cypriniformes; Cyprinidae
Product: tetratricopeptide repeat protein 13-like
Exons: 5
Coding region: 7-414 (135 amino acids)
Source: RefSeq, a predicted model, not a curated record